Molecule: messenger RNA, 210 nt
Organism: Colletotrichum destructivum
Lineage: Eukaryota; Fungi; Ascomycota; Sordariomycetes; Glomerellales; Glomerellaceae
Exons: 1
Coding region: 1-210 (69 amino acids)
Source: RefSeq, a predicted model, not a curated record
AUGACGACGAGGACGACCUUGGACAGGCACGACAUUGGACCCGGAGUGGAGAUUCACUCGGUCGGAGGCUGUACCUGUACGGCAUCUCGGCGAAAAGACGCAUGGGUACGGUACUUUUUAGACCCAAAGGAGUCCAGGCACGAUCGAGGAGGGGCUUAUCGCAGCGGCGCUCUGAGAUACGGUGAGUGCGUAAGAGCGAGCGAUUUGUAG